Phytophthora sojae is the source of this 1434-nucleotide messenger RNA. RefSeq lists its product as hypothetical. Gene Ontology annotation, biological process: monosaccharide transmembrane transport. The transcript has 2 exons. The record is from RefSeq and is a predicted model, not a curated record. Lineage: Eukaryota; Oomycota; Peronosporomycetes; Peronosporales; Peronosporaceae. Bases 1 to 1434 code for a protein of 477 amino acids. Gene Ontology annotation, cellular component: membrane. Gene Ontology annotation, molecular function: hexose transmembrane transporter activity.
AUGGCGGACAGCUACAAGGAGGCCUCGACCCCCAAGGCGACAACGGCGUUCGACGAGGCCAACAAGGCGGCCGCGCGUCUGAUCAAGCCCAAGGCGAUCCUGUACACGACGGCGUUCCUCGGCUGGUCCACCUCGCAGACCAACCUGUCGCAGUACAACGACGAAGACCAGUGCGACGCGCGCCCUGUGGCCGAGUUCACGUGCCUCAUGUUCCCUGGCCACUCCAAGGUGCAGUGGACGUUCGCCGUGAACGCGUGGAUCUUCGGCGCCAUGAUCGGCUCACUCUGCUGCGGCUACUUCAGCGACAAGUACGGCCGCAAGAAGGCGCUCAUGGGCAAUUGCGUCUUCAUGUUCGUGGGUGGUGUAGUGCAGGCGUCGGUGUCCAACAUUUGGGCCUUCGCCGCGGGCCGCUUGAUCUCGGGCCUGGCCUCAGGCACGGCCACGGGCACCAUCGGCGCGUACGUGAACGAGCUCUCGCCUCCGCACAUGCGCAACAUGCUGGGCCUGGGGCUGCAGAUCUUCACGACCAUCGGCAUCUUGUUCCCGGCCAUCACCUUCUUCUUCACCAACACGAGCUGGCGCUACCUGGCGGUCUUCCCGUGCAUCCUCGCCGUGAUCUAUCUGGUGCUGGCCCCCAAGUUCUGCAUCGAGAGUCCGGCGUGGCUGCUGACCAAGGGCCGAACGGAGGAGGCCAAGCAGGUCAUCGCUCGCCUCUACGGCGAGGAGCACGUGGCCACGGCCAUGUCGUGGCUCGAGGUCAACAAGAAUCCGGACGCCGUUGAGGAGGCCAGCGACGCCCCCAAGAAGGAGUCCAUGUUUGCCCCUCGCUACCGCAUGCAGAUGGCGUGUGGCAUCCUGCUCUCGUGCGCGCAGCAGCUCUCGGGCAUCAACGCCGUCUUCUACUACUCGGGCUCCAUCUUCAAGUCGGCGGGCAUCUCGGACUCGCGCAUCGGCACGCUCAUCAUCGACUUCAUCAACAUCUGGCCCGCCUUCUUCACGGGCGUCAUGGCCAACCGCUUCGGCGCGCGCAACAUGAUCCUCUGGGGCCUCGGCGGCAUGUUCGUCAUGGCCGUGCUCAUGACCGUGGCGUUCGUCAUCAACGUGUCGGCGCUGUCCAUCGUCUUCACGGCGCUCUACGUGAUCGCGUUCGGCGUGACGCUGGGACCGCUCGUGUGGGUCAUGACAGCCGACAUCUUCCCAGAUUCGAUCCGAGCCCACGCGUCGUCGCUCUGCAUCGGGAUCAACUGGCUCUGCAACCUCAUCGUGGGCGUGGCCUACCCGUACAUCUCGGACGCGCUGGGCGACUACGCGUACGUGCCGUUCGUGGUGCUGCUGGCCGUCUUCUUCCUGCUGGGCCUCAAGCUCGUGCCGGAGACGUCGGGCAAGUCGGCCGAGGAGAUCCUCGCAGAGUACGACUCGCGUCGCGAGAAGUAA